AUGCGGGGGUUUGGAGCAAGACGACCGUUAGACCUGAUGACGCGUUUCUACGCAUUAGCUUUGCUGGAAUCGCCUACAAACAAAGUUAUUUGGAAACAUCUUCUCAUUGAUGGAGACGGAGCUGGAGACAACCAAAGUAUCAAUGUUCUUUUGAAGAACUUUACUAAAUGGUGCAAUUCAACUGGGUUGCCUGAAGAAGGAUUUACACAGUACCAGAGGAUGUUGGGUACAUAGGCACAAUGUCAAUUCUCAAUGGGGAAGACCUUGCUGGUGUAUGACAUGAACCUCUGGUAAAUGGAAAGCUAUGAGAAAAUAUACACUGACAUAAAACAAAACAUAACAUCAGCACAUGAUAAAUCAGAAUGACAAAAGGAGAUCCAGAGGGCAAAGAGAAUCCAAAAUAAUUAGCAAUAAUAUGAUGCACUGGCAAAGGUCAUCCAGAAACAUCCAGAUCACCAUGGAACUUUAAAGUGAGUUAACUUCCUCUUUUCUCAGCUUCAGCAGCUGUCCCACAUCAAAGAGAAUGUGGGAAAUAAGCUGGAGUUGAGGAAGAAACAGUUCCAUGUGCUCCUCUGUACCAUCCAGGAACUACAACAGACACUGGAGAGUAGAUAUCAACUGAUGACGACUGUAGCCAGGAACUACAGCACACUAGAGCGUAAGUAA
Salmo salar (Atlantic salmon) is the source of this 666-nucleotide messenger RNA. RefSeq names its product THO complex 7 (gene thoc7). Gene Ontology annotation, biological process: mRNA export from nucleus; mRNA processing. Gene Ontology annotation, cellular component: THO complex part of transcription export complex. Lineage: Eukaryota; Metazoa; Chordata; Actinopteri; Salmoniformes; Salmonidae. The record is from RefSeq and is a predicted model, not a curated record.